Molecule: messenger RNA, 2229 nt
Organism: Penicillium samsonianum
Lineage: Eukaryota; Fungi; Ascomycota; Eurotiomycetes; Eurotiales; Aspergillaceae
Product: bifunctional terpene synthase/polyprenyl synthetase family protein
Exons: 11
Coding region: 1-2229 (742 amino acids)
Biological process (GO): isoprenoid biosynthetic process
Molecular function (GO): prenyltransferase activity
Source: RefSeq, a predicted model, not a curated record
AUGGGAGACAAAAUAGCCGACGAAUAUGCGGAGAGCAUUGAUCCAGAGAUCUACGCCAACAAUCCCGCAUACUUCUCUCUCUUUAACCCAUAUAUUCACAAACAAACCAUAAUCGCCGAUCAUGUCUCAGUACAGUGCCACAUAGACCUCAAUGGAAUUGAUGCCGUUGGGUCGAAGAUCGGCAAUGUCAAUGCACAUGCAGGUAAUUUUACUUCACUGUGUGCGCCAAACUGCCUACCGGAAAGACUUGCGCUGGUCGCGUACACUGUGGAAUAUGCAUUCCUCCAUGAUGAUGAAACCGAUAAUGCUGCUGAUCAAGAGGCUUUAUUGCUGGAAAACAAGAUGCUCCACCAGGCUCUUAAUCAGAGCAGUAUGACUUCUGUAUCGACCAGAGUUUCAGAUAAAGCACAACGCAAAGCUGAGGUCCAGGCCAAGAUCGCGGCCGAGUACCUGCGUCUUGAUCCCGUGUUCGGCGAAUGGUUCAUUAAAGCGUGGCAAACAUUCACUGCGUCCGUACAGGACGUGAGAAGUCUUGAAUUUCCCAGUCUGGAUGACUACCUGGGGUUCAGAAUUGUUGAUGCAGCAGCAGACUGGACACUCUAUAAUUUCCGAUGGGGAUCAGGCAUCACGCUCACCCCCGAGGAAGAAAAAAUCGCCGACCCUAUGAGCUACGUGGCAUAUGCAGAGUUAUGCCUGGUAAAUGACUUGUUCUCUUGGGACAAGGAGUACGCAUCUCAUAUCAAAAACAAUGGCGACGUGCCCUUAGUCAAUGCAGUGCAUGUUGUCGCGGUUACACAGGGUCUGACGCACUGUGCAGCGAAGGCGGUUGUCCAGGCCGAGAUCCGAGCACACGAAGAGCGAUUUUGUUUCUUGAAAGAACAAUACGAGGCGACGACUAGCCCAUCAGAUUCAGUUCUCAGCUGGUUAAAGCUGCUCGAGCACUCAAUGGCUGGAAAUUGGGUUUGGAGUCUUUGUACUCCUCGUUACUUCAAGGCUGACCGGAACCCCUAUAAAGAUCACCUCGAAAAGUUCGGCAGCAACACAGUGCGAGUUCUCACACCCCGAGAGCAGCUUCGUAACACAAAACAAGAGAUCAAAGACACCAAGGAGAGUGCGCUCAAAGAUCUCAGCCCAAACACAGCAGCAGCGAGUGAUGUUCUGGCCAAGUACUCACCUGGGUAUCCCGCAAUUGACGAGCCCGUGUUAAAUCCCUACACCUAUAUUAACUCCCUGCCAUCUAAGAACGUGAGACAGACAUUGAUAUCGGCUCUGAAUUCAUGGUACAAGGUGCCCGUGAAGUCCCUCCUAAUUAUAGAGGGCGCAGUCAACUUCCUGCACAACUCAUCAUUAUUGCUCGAUGACAUCCAGGAUGGAAGUGUCCUCAGACGCGGAAAGCCUGUGGCACAUCAUAUAUUUGGCGUCGGCCAAACCAUCAAUACUGCGACAUAUCUGAUGAAUGAAGCCUUGUGUCUCAUACAUAUGCUUUCGCCAUCUGCGGUAUCAGUUUAUAUAGAUGAAAUGCGUAACCUCCAGCUUGGACAGGGACGCGAUCUCCACUGGAGCUACCAUACGCAUGUACCGACCCCUGCACAGUAUAUCAGCAUGGUCGACGGCAAAACAGGUGGCCUGUUUCGUCUCAUCAGCCGUUUGAUGAGAUCAGAGGCGACGGCGAAUGGAAACCUUGAUAUAAGUCAGUUUGCGACCUUGCUUGGAAGACACUUCCAAAUACGAGAUGACUACCAGAACCUUCAAAGCGAAGAUUACACAAAGAACAAGGGCUUUUGUGACGAUCUAGACGAAGGGAAAUUAUCUUUCCCGGUCAUCCUAUCAAUGCAAUCGCCCGGCUUCUCCAACACAGCGUUGUCAAGCGUAUUCAAGGGUUCCCAAAAAGGCGAAAUACUAUCACCCGAAAUGAAGCAGUACAUACUAGAGGAGAUAACUGCUCGGGGGGCUUUCUCCAAAACAAAGUCCGUGUUGAGGAAAUUGCAUAUCGAACUCCUACGUCUACUUAUGGAGACCGAAAAGAAGGCUGGUGGCAUAGAGAACUGGGCGCUCCGGUUGUUGAUUAUGAAGCUGGACCUUGGCGAUGAAAAUAAAAAGGUGGCACAUAAGAGUGAUUCUGCUUGGAAGGUCAACCAGCGACGAGCGUGGAAAGGAAGUCAGACAAACGGGCGGCCUAUUGAUAAGGCUUGCUUUUUGAGGGCUAUGGAAGAGGCGUCUCAGAAAUGA